This is a messenger RNA of Ceratotherium simum simum (southern white rhinoceros), 3198 nucleotides long. Lineage: Eukaryota; Metazoa; Chordata; Mammalia; Perissodactyla; Rhinocerotidae. The record is from RefSeq and is a predicted model, not a curated record.
AAGAAUUCUGGGAGCAAAUGUGUGAUUUCCAUGCAUUCCAGGACCACCACCACUAUACAAGACCCUAAGAAUCCAGAACAUAUGAAGACAUUUACUUUUGACCUGGCCUAUUGGUCUCACAAUGGAUUUCAAAAGGAUAAAGAUGGUGUGUUUAUUUCAGCUGAUCCUAGCAGUAAAUUUGCAGGCCAGAGAGAUGUUUUCCAUGAUCUUGGCCGGGGAAUUCUGGACAGUGCUUGGCAAGGCUAUAAUGCCACCCUCCUGGCCUAUGGCCAGACUGGCUCUGGAAAAAGCUAUUCCAUGAUUGGGUUUGGUGCCAACAAGGGUAUGAUCCCAAAUGUGUGUGAAGAGCUCUUUCAAGCAAUUGAGAACCGAGAGAGAAACCAAGAAUACCAGGUUACAUUCAGUAUGCUGGAAAUUUACAAUGAACAGGUAAGAGAUUUGCUGUCUGGAACCAAGAAACCUGGAGGGCUAAAGGGAAGGGAAGACCAACAGCUGGUUUAUGUGGAUGGUCUGAAGUCAGUGUCUUGCGAGAACUACGCACAAAUUGAAAGGCUGAUGGAACAAGGAACAAAAAUAAGGACCACAGCUCCCACCAACAUGAACGCCAGCAGUAGCCGGUCUCAUGUGGUCAUCACCAUCCAGUUCCAGCAGAUUUUCCUCGACGGAGAGCUCACCAAACAAUCCAGUAUUAAUCUGGUGGAUUUAGUAGGAAGUGAAAGGCAGAAAUCUUCACGAUCCGAAGGAGACAGACUGAGGGAAGGAUCACGAGUUAACUUAAGUUCAACCAAUUUAGGAAAUGUUGUUUCUGUUUUCUGUCAUUGGUCAUUGGGGAAGAGAGUCUUGCACAUUCCUUACAGAGAUUCUGUUCUGACCAAACUGCUGCAGUCAGCUCUGGGCGGGAACAGAAGAACCACUUUGAUAGCAGCUGUAAGUCCAGCCGACAUCUGCUAUGAGGAAACUUUAUCAACAUUAAGAUACGCUGAAAGGGCUAAGAAUAUCCGGAACAAAGCCGUGGUCAACACCUCAACGCUAAUGAGAGAGUCGAGGACAGAGAACAAACUGCUGCUCGGAUGGGGAAACUCCAGCAUGGCAGGGCAGCCAGUCUGUCUGCUGGCAGAGCACGGGCUCGGGCCUCAUGCUAAUCCGAUGAGCUGGGCGCACCAGCUGGAGCAGGCUCGCAAAGAGUGGCGGCAGCAAUACAUGGCCAUCGCCCAGAAUUCCUAUGAGGAAGAUGGAACUUUCCAAAGGUUAGGAAUCCCACAAGAAAAGGAAGAAAGUUCAUGUGAUGCUGGUCAGGCUGCUUCAAAUGCCAUCAUGCUUCAAGGUUUGGGAAUUUCAGAUAAACACACUUCCUUCACAAAUUUGGAUGGUAAAGUGACAGUCACUCCACACAGCAAAUGCAAGGUUGUCGUUAACGGGGUGCCCAUCACGACCAAGACAAAGCUACAGCAUUUGGUAAACUUUCCUGCCUGGCCACAGAAUAUCCUGAGUCCCACCCAAGAGCUGGGAGAGGUCCUUGUGAGGAGGCCCAGGCGUCGAAGCUGUGGCGAGGGCUGGGUGGGCUGGGCGCUAACCGCCUCGCUACCAGUGACCUUUCCUCAAAUGAAGCCCCACAUUCCUCAGGAGCCCUCUGAAAGGCUGGCAGUAGCUUCUGGUGGUUUCUGGGAACGUUUUGUGCUUGUGUGUGAUGUUGAAAAGACUGGUGGUGAGCAGCAGUGGGCUCCAGCAGUGCCCGCGCAACUGUCGGCUCGGGUGACAAGCACUUGCAGCCAGUCUCUGCACCUGCCCUGCAGGCGCAUCCUGGGGGGAGGGUCGGCACAGCUAUCCCAGGCUGCCCCGCAGAGCCUCGCUGACCUGCCACAGAUGACAUUGGUUCUACCUGUCACAGGGCCUGCGUCACCCCAUCAGAGGGAGCAUGCUGGGAAAAAUCACAGAAACGACUUGUUAGAGCAGCAGAUGGAAUCAAAUAUUGGUGACCUACCUUUGUAUUUCCAGGUGUGGAUUUGGUGAAAAGCCAAGUUUAUCAAUAGGAAAUUCCUAACGGAGGAACUGUACCAGCUGGAUGGAGAAGACAGCCACGUAGCUCAGGAAGACGACCCCUUCUGGGAUCCUGUCGAGGCCGUCCGCCUGGGCUCGGCUCACGUCUGGCUCCAGUCUCUCGCCCACUGCGUGGAGUGCGAGGAGCAGGUGGAGCUUGUGAGCUGCGACAGGCUGGAGGCGGCGGUGCUGCGUAUCUGCAUGAGCCCCUGCGCCCCGACAGGACAAGCAUGUGGUGGGGAGGAUGUGGUCAUUGACCCUUUGGAGCUGCUGGGCAAGAGGAUGGAUUUCCAGAUUCGCAUUGUGCGAUGCCGGUGGCUAAAGGAAGAUGCAGAGCAGGGGGUUCAGAUGGGGUACCGAAUUUAUGAUCUUCCAAACACUUUAUAUACUAAGCCUGUAUGGAAAAUUGUGAAUCCCCAAAUUGAAGAUACUGUGCAAUUUGCAGCCUUAAAUGCAUCUCAGGAGUUCCUGAAUUACUUACAACUCAUUGUUGACUUAGGGGGUCUUCAAGAAGGCUGUGCCGAACUGAGCUGCUCUCAGCCGGACCUCAUGGUCACAGGUAAAGGCCACAUCAUGGUGGACACCAUGAAAAUUGCCACUGUGAUGGAUACAGGCAAGGCUACAUCAAAUCCGAUAUCAGAACUUGACCUGAAGCUGCUCAAGUUACAACAGGAGACAGAACUGCUCAGAAACAUUAACAGAGCCCUUAGAGAGGAAAACGUGCUUCUCAAAGGGUCACUUGAGAAAACUGGUUCUAGUCAACAAGCACAUAAGCCUUCCAAUACCCUGAAGGUAACCGGGAUGACAGCACAACUGCCAGCAGCCCAAGAGAUUAAUCAAAUGUAGACCCAGCCAGCCAGCUAUGACAGAGAAUUUGCCAAAGCUCUUAAGGUGUUCUACCAAAGCAUGAACACGGAGGGGCAGUUUCUCAGACUGAGACACUAUAAACCUCGUGAAGAUGAUCAAAUGCUUCGGCCAUUUGUACAACAACAGUCACGAAUGUUAAAAGACUUCGGCGACCUACUUGAAUCCAGCUUGUGGAAACUGAAAAAUGAUGUUGCUCUUAUAAUUAAAAGAAAGAGAGAAUGUUUAUCUCACAUCGAAUAACGAGGAUACACCAACCGAAAACAUUUGAGUUUUGAGUUGUAAAGAUUAUUUGUG